Messenger RNA from Polypterus senegalus (gray bichir), 6797 nucleotides. RefSeq lists its product as uncharacterized. Gene Ontology annotation, molecular function: nucleotide binding; DNA-directed DNA polymerase activity; DNA binding. Bases 1242 to 5552 code for a protein of 1436 amino acids. Gene Ontology annotation, biological process: DNA replication. The record is from RefSeq and is a predicted model, not a curated record. NCBI's taxonomy places the organism in Eukaryota, Metazoa, Chordata, Cladistia, Polypteriformes, Polypteridae. The transcript has 4 exons.
AUGGUGCUGUAGCUCUGCAAGUGGAUAGUUUUGCAAGGGACUGGCUGAGCUGUUUUUCUAUUGGUUGUCGAUGCGAAGCUGCGUGUCAAAGUUCACCACACUCGAGGUUGGCGCGUGAGAAAAAUACAGUUGUGAGGGUAACAAACCUUUUAGUUCAGUGACCACAUGUCUGAAGUAACGUGCUAAUCUGAGUAACAAGCGAGGGUCAGUAAUUGAAAAAGUAUAAUAUAGUUUCAAUAUCGCUACGUUACGGUAAAUGGGGCUUCAACUCGGAGCUCUUUUUUCUUUCGCUGUGAAGGGCGAACGGAGUGGCAACGUUUCCAGCAGAAUAAUUAAGUAACUAAGCGAGCGUUUCUAAUGCACUACGAGCCCCUAACGAAGUGCCUGAGGAGCGGAUCGGCAGGGGCUUUAGUUCGUUGUGCGUCCAAAGAAAACUCCAGCGCUUUGCUUCCAUCAUCAAAGAACCGAAUUGAUGAGCUGCAACUUGCGGUAAAGCGGCAAAGGAAAAGAAAAAGAUCAUGGAGACCGAAAUGGAAUGCGUCUUGUGACAGGUCAAUAUUUCCAAGUUGAUUCUCUGAUCAAUUACUUGGAAACCGACGACAACCCUUUAUAAUCUGAAACGGCUUCUCAAAGGGCUUCCUUCCCCUGAUCUGUCCAAUCACAAUCCCAGUCCACCGGGUGUUUUAACGCAAGUGCUGGAUGGUUCAGAAAAUCUAUGAGUCUACCAAAACUGGCAGAACCGACAGACCGCACAAUCACUGCCACCCUCUGAGAGAGGCUUUAAGCAUUCUCCUCUACCCUCUGAGUUCAGCCUUCGUUCAAGUCUCCUGCAUUCUCCUCGGCUAUCACCAACGCCCUCUGAUUGCAGCCGCCGUUCAGCCCUCCUGCAAUCCCCUUUGCUGUCAACGCUUUACUCCGACUACAGACCUUGGCGUAGAAUUCGUCAUUCACCCCGAUAUUCCUUUCAUCAGUGCAACGAGCGGAGCCGCCAAGAAAGACUGGAGUGGGCGCAGGUGGCUGUGGACCUUCGCCAGUUACUGGUUCGAAUUGUAGAAUCAGAAUCUUCUCUGUACCAUUCCAGACCCGAACUGAGGUUAUAUAUGAUACAUAUGUAUGCUUUUUACAUGGUUCUGACCCAAGAUUAAAGAGUAGGUUUUAUAUUCCUUUUUUCUUUAAAAUAACAUUGACUGCAAUUGUUAUAUUCUGUGUUCAUAACUGCAACCUUUGAUUAAAUUUAGGUCAUGCCUGAAAACGGGUAUCGUGGCAGCAGCAGCAGCAGCAGCACCGACAGCGACCGUGAACAGCCUGGAGGGACUAAAGGUAGGAAAAGACCAUCCGGUGAAAACCUUAAGCUAUUAAACGAGACAUCUGAUAACCUUGAAUAUUCCAUAAAGCCCCCUAAAAUUCCCACACAGUCGCGAUCUCCUCAAAUUUUUCAAGCACCAUCCCCAGUUACACAACCGGUCAACAAUUUUGACAUCAUUAACAGUUCGCUCCAGGUUCUAAAUUCUGAUGAUAAAGCCGUCUUGAACUCUUUGCUAUUGAAUAAUACCUCUUGUGAGGCCAGAACGUCUUCAGAUCCCGGUCCUUUACAACAGCCUAGCACCCUAGACAUGAUUGCAAAAUCCCCACAACCUUCUAUCUCGGGUACAAGUAGACUUCCACUUCAGUACUUAUCUGUUGAUGACUUGACUACGUUGAAUGGCCCAGUAAUACAACCUUCUACCUCAGGUACAAGUGAGGCCCGUCUUCAGCACUCGCCUGUUGAUGACUUAACCGCGUCGGAUAAUUCAGCCUUACAUCCUCAGACCGGAGCUGGAGUGACUAAUCUGUCCGGGGCAAAUUUGAGUGUCGACGUUAACUCUCCACAGCCAUCUACCUCGCAUACGGCGAAUCCUUCAUCUCCAGAACUGGCAGUAAGCUCCCCGCAGCCCUCUACCUCUAGAUUAAAUAAUUGGUCUAUAACUGAGCGUCCAAAAUUUAACAAUAUUGAGAUUAGACACUGUUUCAAUUUUUCAGAGGCCUACAGACUCGAUUCAUUUGCCAAAGUUUUUAAUCAUAUACACGAGACCCUUCAGCAAAUAUUAGACAGUUUUGCGAGCACUUUGAAUCCUAAGGAUCUAGUCCAGCUAGAAUUAAAGGCUGAUUCUCUCAAUCCCAGUGUUUCUUCCCUAACCACCGCUGGUGCACUUUCUGUUGAGGACUUUUUUAACCAAAUUGAAUUACUUCUCCAGAGUCGCGCUACAAUUUUAGCCGAUUCCAGUCUGAUGCUAAUCGUUCAGGUUGUGAGGGCUCCAUCUGGUGGUGGGGGGCCUAGGCGUAAAGCAUGUACCCUUUCCAAUGAUAUAAUCGUGAAAAAGAAACGGAAGCAUCUAUGGAUCUCCUUCAACCCUGAUGAUCAGUGCUGUUUUGCCAGGGGCUUGCUGGCUGUAUUAAACAAUAGGUUCAAAAGCAAUCCGAAAUUGUGUGAACAUGAGGCCCGUCAAUUGCACGUCAGGGCCGGAUUAUCACUGGAUCAGAAAGUAGCGUUUUCAGAUGUUGAAAAAUUUGAGAGUUUAUUGGGUAUUAAAAUUAUCGUCUGGUACCAGGAACCGAACACUAGUGCUCUAUUAAAAUUUGAAGCGUCCCAGGCCAGAAAACCAAAGACGGUGUUCCUGUUUUUGCACAAUGAGCAUUAUUACGGUAUUUUGAAUCUGAAAGGAUUUCUGGGAUUUGAUUAUAUCUGCGAUUUCUGUUACUCGGGAUAUUCUGCCCCGUCACUACGCUGCUGCAAACAUCAGUGUGACGUCUGUUUAUCUCCAGACUGCCGAGGGGGUGACGGUGAGGCUUUUCAGUGUCCCGAUUGCAAUCGUUUUUGCAAAUCAAUGUUUUGCUUCGAACUCCACAAAACGCGGAAAUUUGAUGAAAAGACGUGUCAAUCUGAAAGCAUCUGCGAUGUCCUUAAAGUCAGUGUGAAAGCCGAGUCAAAACCUGACAAGUGUCUCCCCAGAUACUGUCGCGUUUGUAGAGUUGAAAUGAAAGAGUCGGAUGAAAAUCAUCAGUGUUUUAUUCAGAGCUUACCGCAAAGACCGGUCAACGAAAAGUACGUGUUCUAUGAUUUUGAAUGCCGUCAAGAUGGCGGGACUCGCAUCCCAAAUUACAUCCACUGCAUGCAUUGGAGUGGUAAAUCGUGGAGCUGGGCCGGUGAGGACUGCGUAGCAAAGUUCUUUGACAGAUAUCGGUGCCCAAAAUACCAAGAUUACACGUUCAUAGCUCACAAUUCUAAGGGCUAUGACGGCUGUUUCUUAAUGAAAUAUCUCGUGGAGAGCGGUCAAACCCCAUUUGUUACAGCUCAGGGAUGUAAACUAAUGUGCUUUAUAGAAGAAGAUUAUGACUUGAGAUUCAUCGACUCGUUAAACUUCUUACCUAUGAAAUUGAGCAGUAUGCCCAAAGCCAUGGGGUUGCAGGCUCAAAAAGGAUACUUUCCCCAUUUCUUUAACACCACUGAAAAUCAAAAUUACAUCGGUCCGUACCCAGAUCCUAAAUAUUAUGGCAUUCAACACAUGUUGAGCAAGGAAAGAGAGGAAUUUUUGUCUUGGUACGAAUCGAUUAAAAGCAAAACCUUCAACUUUAGAGAAGAAAUGGCUUACUAUUGUAGAAACAACGUUGUUAUUUUGAGAUCAGCUUGCAUGAAAUUUAGAGAAGAAGUGCUCAGGAUCGGUAAUAUUGACCCUUUUCAGUGUAUGACCCUAGCUUCUCUCUGCCUGUCCAUGUACAGACAAAAUUGUAUGCCUAAUAAAUCAAUUGGAAUAAUUCCGAGUGAUAAUUACAAAAGCACCCACAAAGCUUAUUCUACUGCUUCUAUUCAGUGGAUGAUGUUUCUUUCCGAGAAGGAAAAGAUAAACAUUCGGCAUGCCCUGAAUCACGGUGAAGUAAAGAUGGGGUCAUUUUAUCUAGAUGGGUACGCCGAAAUUCAGGGUGUGCCGACAGCCUUUGAGUUUGCUGGUUGCUUUUAUCACGGGUGUCCAAAGUGCUACGAUGCGCAAGCCAAACAUCCUCUCACGGGUACGUCUUAUGCUGAAUCGUUUAAAACGCUUGACGACAAACUGAAGAAAUUGCGUGAAAAAUUUAAUCUGGCGGUAAGAGUGAUUUGGGAGCACGAGUGGGAGCGCAUGAGAAAAGACGACUUGGAGCUUCAGGAUUUUUUAAAGCGAUUUGAGUUUCCUGAACCUAUCAAUCCCCGUGAUGCCCUCUAUGGAGGGCGCACCAACGCUAUCAAAUUAUAUCAUAAGGUUCAAGGCGACGAGCAAAUUCAUUAUUACGAUUUUACAAGUCUGUACCCUUAUGUCAACAAAACAAAGACCUACCCGAUCGGCCACCCGACCUUUGUUUUUGAGGAGUUUGCCGAUCUUAAGCAUUACUUCGGGCUCAUUAAAAUCACUAUGCUAGCCCCCCGCAAAUUGUAUUUUCCGGUCCUCCCUUUAAGAAUUUGCGGUAAAUUGAUGUUCACUCUGUGCCGUACGUGUGCAGAAACCCAGACAUCAACCGGCCUUUGCUGUCACAAUGAUCGGGAGCGCUGUUUAACAGGAACCUGGUGCAGCGUUGAAAUACAAAAGGCCUUAGAUAAGGGGUACAGAGUUUUAAAAAUUCAUGAGAUAUGGCAUUACGACCAGAGCACCACAGAUUUAUUUUCUGAUUACAUAAAAAUUAAUCUGAAAGGCAAACAGGAGGCCUCUGGUUGGCCAUCGUGGGCCCUGGACGAGGCGUCCCGCAAGCGCUAUGUUGAUGACUAUUUCGUAAAAGAAGGCGUAUUAUUGGAAUGCGAUAACAUAGCCGCAAACCCCGCUAAGAGGGAAAUUUCUAAGUUAUUUCUGAAUUCUCUUUGGGGAAAAUUCGGUCAGAAACCUAACCAACUGACCACUACGUUUGUUAAACACACCCAAGAAUUCUUCGAUUACCUGUUCUCGGACGAGUAUCGGGUCUCCUAUUUUGACUUUGUCAGCGACGAAAUUGCUCAAGUGCAGUGGAGGUAUGCGGAUGACGAAUACGUUCUACCCGGCCCAGUCAAUGUGGUGAUAGACGCUUUCACAAUGGCCUAUGCCCGCUUAGAAUUGUACGAAUUGUUGGAUCGUUUAGGACCGAGGGUUCUGUAUCAUGAUACAGAUUCUGUUAUCUGCACAGCAUCGCCCGGACAGUACACGCCACCGCUCGGUGACUAUUUAGGUGAACUCGCCAGUGAACUAGAUCCUGACGACUUCAUAGAAGAAUUUGUUUCUGGGGGUCCGAAAACUUACGCGUUCAAAACGUUCAAAGGCAAGGUCUGUAUGAUGGUUAAGGGCAUUACUCUCAAUCAUGAAACGGCUCGAUCAGUAAAUCUAUACUCGUUAAUGGAUCUAGUGCAUAAUUUUGUAAACUGCGAUCUCUCUAAAGAAAUAACGGUUCAUGGUGCACAGAUUCAUAGGAACAAAAAGAAUCUAACGCUGCAAAAUCAUCCACUCAGGAAAAGAUUCAGAGUGGUGUACAACAAAAGGGUUCUAUUACCCGAUUUCACAACUCUCCCCUAUGGAUACUAAAGAGGGUUUUGAUGUUCUUUAAAAGUCUCUGGGCCGUCCUGUUCAGGCAAAUCGCAUUAUGUGAUAAAGCUCUUGGAACACGCGGACAAUGUGCUUCCUCGCCACCCGGACAAUAUAGUCUGGUUUUAUAGCUGUCAGCAGCCUCUGUAUGAUGAGCUGUUAGUACGAUUUCCAAAAACAACACUUUUGAAGGGGUUACCUUCAUCCUUAAGCGACGAUGAACUACUGCCACCUGACCGAGUUAACUUGGUGAUCGUCGACCAUUGGAUGGAACAGGCGAGCCAUAGCGAAGAGAUAGAGCGGGCCUUCACAAAAUGUACUCAUCACAGGAAUUUGUCCAUCAUUUACUUGAUGUCCAGACAGUUCAAGCUGCUGAAGAAGCAUUAUUGUGCCGUUAAAAAAACUUGCCGAUUAAACUUACCGUUUAAACGAAAGAAAGCCCUUCUAAAUCAGAAAGGAGGGUUUCUCGGAGCUCUAUAAGCGCGGCCAUUCCUUUCAUUACUAGUUUAAUAGGUUUGAGAGUAGAAAUAUGGAAUACACGCGCAAGAUGUACCUGGUCCCUCAACAACAAAUGGCUCAAUUGCUACAGAAAGCCCCGACUUUUAAGCGCUAUGGAAAGUGAACUGGAUAAACAAAUGAAAUUCAUAGUCAAACAUAGUAAUUUGAGCGCCGAUGCAAAAGUAAAACUUUAUUCAACCAUCUUGCAAAGUUGCCUUAACUUUGUGAAAAAAGCGGAUAAAGAAACCUGGGCUCUGACGCUCUUGCUGCCUGCAGAGGGUAAGGGGGAGCUGCUGGGUGAGAUCAAAGACUCUCCUAGUACCUCAGAAGAUCGGGUGUACGACGAGAUUUGGAAAAGUGUGCUGGCUAAAUCAAAGAAAUAUACCGAAAUUAUUUUACAGAAAGUGUUGCACAGCACUAAUAUGACCUACUGGAAUGGCUUGGGAGAGUUUGCGUUUCGUGGAGAGCCAUUAGCCGGUACAAAUAUGUUCGCUCUAAUGCGGAACUUGAGCGCCCGUCACAACAUACCGUCCUAUCGGAGACCUAGGGGGUGGAAAGAAUUUGUCAAGGCCAUGGCCGGUUUGAACAUUCUGGUAUCCUCUGUGCCAAACGCCAACACGAGGGAACUUCUGGCGAGCUUCAUACCUUCUGCCACGGUCGGGAUCGCUGCCACUGCUGCUGCUUCCGAUAUACCUGCUGGCAAGAAAACCAGAUCUCGCAAAAAGAAUGAUUGAACUCCUUAUUGAA